Molecule: messenger RNA, 2506 nt
Organism: Cuscuta europaea
Lineage: Eukaryota; Viridiplantae; Streptophyta; Magnoliopsida; Solanales; Convolvulaceae
Source: the annotation of a GenBank genome assembly
CAAAUUCGGUGACUGGCGGUGCCUUCCAGUCUUCCACAACCGACACAAUAACAUCACCAAACAAUUAAUUUUCACCUUACUCCCAACUUUGCACCACACUCAUUGAUCACAUCCUCAACUCCCAAAGUGGCAAUACAGGAGAGCGCUGCACACAAGAAGCAUUGGUCAGCAGACAAUGCACCUAAGAAUUUGUUCUACGGCGGUGGCUAUCAAGAAACAGAAGCUGUGAGUGAUUGCUGGUAAUGGUAAUGGAAGUUACAAAUCCACUGAAGAAAACUACAUGGGUUAUUCCUCUAGUCUUAACCUCUUCGGUCAUCAUCUUCUUCUUGACACUCUUAUCUGCAAAUACAUUUCAAGGGAACCUGGCAAAGACCGGUAAGGCUCCGGACUUGGUCGAACCCAAGCUGCGCCCAUCCGACACCCCGCCCAGCCCGAGAAUACCCAGACUGGCCUACUUGAUCUCUGGAUCAAAUGGGGAUGGGGAGAGGUUGAAGAGGACAUUGAAGGCUCUUUAUCACCCACUGAACCAGUAUGUGCUUCACCUGGAUUUGGAAGCACCUGCUGAGGAGAGGGUGGAGCUGGUGAGGUUUGUAAGGAGUGAGGCUUUGUUUGUGGAGGUUGGGAAUGUGAGAGUUAUUGAAAAAUCUAACUUGGUCACUUACAGAGGCCCUACUAUGGUCACUAACACUCUUCAUGCUGCUGCUGUUUUGCUUAAACAUGGAGGUGAUUGGGAUUGGUUUAUCAAUUUGAGUGCCUCUGAUUACCCUUUGGUCACUCAAGAUGAUAUGCUUCACACUCUGUCUACCAUUCCAAGGGAUCUUAAUUUUAUCGACCAUACCAGUGACAUGGGAUGGAAGGAGGAAUAUAGAGCCAAGCCUUUAAUAGUUGAUCCAGCUUUCUAUAGCCAGAACAAAUCAGAUCUCAUCUGGCUCACAGAAAAAAGAAGUGUGCCAUCUGCCUAUAAACUUUUCCAAGGCUCUGCUUGGAUGAUGCUAUCUCGACCGUUUGUAGAAUACUGUAUUUGGGGGUGGGACAACCUCCCAAGGAUAUUGUUGAUGUAUUACGCCAACUUUGUUUCGUCUCCUGAAGGGUAUUUCCAUACUGUGAUAUGCAACGCAGACAAAUUCAAGAACACCACUGUGAACCAUGACCUGCAUUUCAUAUCAUGGGACAACCCCCCGCAACAGCACCCCCAUUACAUCACUUCCGACGACUACCCGAAAAUGGUGGAGAGCAAUGCACCAUUUGCCAGAAAGUUUGACAGGAAUGGCACACUGCUUGAUCAGAUUGACUCCGAAUUUCUGGGUCGCAAACCUGGUGGUUAUGUGCCUGGUAGUUGGUUUGAUGGAGGGGAUGCAAAUACAAAUGCCUCAGUUUACACUACUGCAAAUAUAACGUUGUUGAGACCUGGGCCGGGUGCCAAGAGGCUCAAGAAUCUCAUAUCCGCGCUGUUGACUGAUAACAAGCACUGCAUCUAGUGCCAGACAGAAGUAAGUUUAUAAAGGACUAUAGGCUUACUCUUCGUUGAGCAUUGUAUUGCUUUGAGAAUUGAUUUAUGCCCGAAAAAGGCACUGAUGAAAUAAUCAUGGCCUGGUUCAUGACCACACUUCUAGGAAGGAUAAAGUAGGCACAGAAAUAUGUAUAAGCUUUUUUUAAUAUCUUCCUACAAAAGAGCUAAUGUAAACGGAUUUUUUCGUUUAACAUUGCUGUUAUAUGUUACAGUACAGACUGUAUCAGUAAAUAUACACUCCCUCCGUUUCAGUUUCUUUGACACAGUUUGACUUGUCAAGAAUUAAGGAAUUUUUUUUUACUGAGGGGUAAAUUUUACGGAAGAGUACAAUGUAUGAACACUUUUUGGCACUGUUUGAACACUGUUUGACACUGUUUGGCACUGUUUUUCACUGUUUUGUUAAAGAUUUGUUUACUAAAUAAGGAAAUAAGGAAGUGUGUUAAUCUUUUUGAAACAACCAAAAAAGGAAAGUGUGUCAAAGAAACUGAAACGGAGGGAGUAUAUAUCUACUUUGUGUUGGAAAAUAAAAGGUUAGAAAUUCAAUUUUGUUUACUAAUAAAAUUACCAAACAGGCCUUUAAAGGAAGGUAAGAUGGCAUCUAUUCUGUGAGAUGUCUUUGUGUUGGCUUCAUUGUGAUGAUAUUUUGCAUACACAUUGAUUAUGAACAGCAUUGGGAAAUCCUUUGAUUGCAAUCUUCUACAUACAUUUCUCAUAUAAUAAAUGCUUCUGUCUGUGCCUCAGGAAUGAGUCCACUCUCUUCAAUUAUAAUAAUGUUAGAUUAGAUGGAUUCAGUUGUGCAUAAUGGGCUAUUAUUAUAUAUGGGCCCAAUUCUGUAUGUGUUAUAGUUAGGGGUGGAUCUGGUACCUUUCUGGUUGGUACCAUUCUGUGUAAUAAAGUAACAAGUAGAACCAGAACUUUAACCUGGUGUAUUGGUUCUGAUUAAUUGGUCAACUCUGGUUUUGACUUUUUAAUCUAUUUUUUAAAAAAUAAGGAAGC